This is a messenger RNA of Oppia nitens, 2577 nucleotides long. RefSeq names its product protein PTHB1-like (gene BBS9). Gene Ontology annotation, cellular component: membrane; BBSome. The record is from RefSeq and is a predicted model, not a curated record. Bases 1 to 2577 code for a protein of 858 amino acids. The transcript has 7 exons. Lineage: Eukaryota; Metazoa; Arthropoda; Arachnida; Sarcoptiformes; Oppiidae. Gene Ontology annotation, biological process: cilium assembly.
AUGUCAUUGUUUAAGUUUAAGGACUGGUGGAGUGUCCAGUGCUCACAAGAUGAACACUUUGGCCACAAUUCGCUAUGUGUGGCCAAUGUUGACAACUCUAUUAGCGGCUCAGAUAAAAUAAUAAUCGGAAGUUUAAGUGGUAUAUUAAGAAUAUAUUCUGUGGGCAGCAAUACCACUGAUGAUGGUUUGCCACCGUUUCAGGCCAGUGAUCUGCUAAUGGAAAUGGACUUCAAGUCACCUAUACUUCAAGUUAGCACCGGAUUGCUAUUAUCGGCCACCACUAACAUUCAAUUAGCUGUUUUACAUCCGACAAAAGUUUCCAUAUAUUCAAUAUCAUCAACGGCUGGUGUCACAGAACACGGUUCGGCGUAUAAUAUAUUAUUGAUUUACGAGCACUCAUUGAAAAGGAGUUCAUUCAGUAUGACUUUAGGAUCGUUUGGACGGAUAAAAGGAAAAGACUUCAUAAGUGUUCAAUCACUCGAUGGAAAUCUUUGUUUCUACGAACAGGAAAGUCUGGCGUUUAACCGAUUUCUUCCAAAUGCAUUACUUCCCGGAGCUUUUGCAUACCUACCACACAGCGAUUCGUUUAUUGUGGCCACUUCUUUGUGGACAAUUGAGAGCUAUCGCUAUCAAGUGUUGGCCAUUGCCAACAGUGACGAAAACAAUAAAAACAUCAACAAUAGCGGUGACAACAACACCAAUACAGGUCCUGUCAAAGGACGCAAAGUGACCGCCGACUGGACACUAUCGUUGGGCGAAGCCGUCAUCGAUAUGCAAGUGGUAACACUGGAAAAAUCUAACAAUUUUAUAAUGGUUUUGGGAGAGAGAUGUUUGUAUGCCAUCCGAGAGAACGGCAGCAUUUGGUUUAUGAAGAGACUGGAGUUCAACGCCAGUUGUCUGACCGCUUACGCCAAUGAAUUCAACGAUGCAGUCAUGACAUUGAUCGGCACCCAUGUGUCUACACUUAUUAUCUAUUGCAACGACCGGACCGUUUGGGCCACACAAUUGCCAUUCAUACCGAUAGCCAUUAGGCGAGCCUUCUUUCCCAAUCUUACCGGUGCUCUCGUCUGCCUAUCGGACGAAGGAAACGUUUGUUGCGGAUAUUUGGGAACCAGUCCGUCCGUCAAGAUUGUAUCGGUGCCCAACUCUCAUCCGAGUGAAUAUAAUUAUACCGAAUCGGAGGCCGAACUACAAGAGUUGCGCCGAAUAAUCAAUUCGCAUACUUUGGAAGCGAACAGCAAAGUGAACACCAAAGCGGCCAAAAGUGAUCUCAACAUUGAGAUAACUGAUGUCCAGACAAUAGUGUYAAACAUUAUUAAUACCAAAGUAUCUAAUCCUAUGUUCAAAGUGUCCAUUAAGUUAACGACAAAUUCAAUAGCAAAUAACGUACGGUUGGCUUUGGAAAAACAUAGUUCGCUGGUCGCCGAACCAGAUAUAGUGAUCGUACCGAUAAUUAACAAUAAGACAACAAUGUCGUCGGCGGUAAAUGAAAUUAUUAUCUAUAAAAACAAUAAUCAGUGUCCAGUGUCUACAAGAAUCAAUAUAGUGGUCAGUUAUGUUAACGAAGACGGUGCGCCAAGAAUUGCUUCCAAAUUGUUUCACAUACCGAUACUGAUAUUUGCGAAGCCGUGUCAGCCAUUAAAAGAAACCGAACAUAAAUUGUCGAUCGAAAUCGUCAACAAUGGUCAGCCGAUUCAUUUGGACGACAUAUUUGCCGAUCUGUUUAACACCACUAUUGCCAAUACUGGUGCCAUUGGUCUGGAGAUAUACGACGAUCACAGUGUCGUUUCGCUAUUUACGACAAUCAAAUCCGUUAACCAACAGUUUGUCGUCCGAAGCGAAACGUUCGGUGCGCUGGCAUUUGUGGCCAACGAACUGUUGCGGCGAUUGGCCAAAAAUCAUGUCAAAUACGACGUGUCUGCUAUGGAUAUCGGUUUUAUUCCGUUGAAUAAAGUGUUUGCCGUAAUCGAUGACCAUAUACUGGCCCGAUAUCAAGUCGAUCAGCUACAGACUGGUUUGGCCGCCAGUACCGCACAAUAUCGUGCAAUUCAAAAGCGAUUACUAAUUAAAUUGAAAGACAGAAACCCGACGCCACUAAACAAUUUGGAAACUUUACUGAAAGUAACACAAACUCAGAUAAAUGGUUUUGCGGACAAAUUGCUUAAAGCUAUCACCGAUUUAAACAACAAGAGUUCGCAUUUAAAAAUUCAUUCAAUUCUUAGCACUUAUUUAUCCAACGAUUUGGAUGAGGGUUGGGAAGAAAGGACUGAAAUGUGUUUAACAGUGAUAUUAGAUAACAAUGGAAAGGACGGGUCGUUUAGCCAGAAUCUCAACGAAUCUCAGUUAUCUAUACCUGAGACCAGUAAUACAGUUAAACAACUCUUAAAUAAAUUAAUUAAUCGUAUCUUCAAAGAGGAAACUAUUAAUAAUAAUAAAGAAUCGAUGAGUAAUAGAGACAUCAGUCAAACAAAUCAUCAAAAAAGUUUUAUCACAACAAAUGAUACCAUUGGUGAAGAAGUGGAGGAAGAAGAAGAAGAUGGCGAUAAUGAUGGCAAUCAACUGUCUAUCGAUGACUAG